Triticum turgidum subsp. durum (durum wheat) is the source of this 207-nucleotide messenger RNA. NCBI's taxonomy places the organism in Eukaryota, Viridiplantae, Streptophyta, Magnoliopsida, Poales, Poaceae. The record is from the annotation of a GenBank genome assembly.
AUGGGCGCAGGGGUGAUCGACGCGGACUACCGCGGCCCGGUGGGCCUCGUGCUCUUCAACCACUCGGAGGCGGACUUCGCCGUGAAGCCCGGCGGCCACAUCGCACAGAUGAUCCUCCAGGUGAUCGCGACGCCGAAGGUCGCCGAGGUGGAGGACCUCGACGCUACCGUCCGGGGGGAGGGAGGAUUCGGGUCCACCGGCGUGUGA